Messenger RNA from Monopterus albus (swamp eel), 5317 nucleotides. RefSeq names its product Kruppel like factor 12b (gene klf12b). The record is from RefSeq and is a predicted model, not a curated record. Gene Ontology annotation, molecular function: RNA polymerase II cis-regulatory region sequence-specific DNA binding; DNA-binding transcription factor activity, RNA polymerase II-specific. Lineage: Eukaryota; Metazoa; Chordata; Actinopteri; Synbranchiformes; Synbranchidae. Bases 302 to 1393 code for a protein of 363 amino acids. Gene Ontology annotation, biological process: regulation of transcription by RNA polymerase II. The transcript has 6 exons.
UUGCAAGUACAACAGCUCUCUGUGCGCUCCCAUUCAUUUCCUGAGAACUGCCUAAGCUGAGCAGCUGAGAGGCAGAAGGGGAGGGAGCUGCUCACUCACAUCCACUUACAAUCUUUCACUCACUCACACACACACACACACACACACACAAUCAUACACACGUACAUACACUCAGAGUGAGAGGAGCGAAGAGGAGAGGAGAGGGAGAGGAGGAGAGGAGACAGAGAGGACUGUAGAAAGGAAAGCAGUCUCCUAGUCUCCACGGCUCUGCAGCUCCUGACAAGGCAGCCUAAGAAACAGGAUGUUAAUGCUUGACGGAAUGCCUGCAGUCCGAGUCAAAGCCGAGCCCCUGGAAUCAGAACAAGGGUCGCCUAAAGUGCGCCCUUAUUCUACGAUGGACAGCGUCCCUUUUUUCCUCAGCAGAGUUAAACCCGAGCCUCCAGAAGACCUGCUUGCUCACGACCUGCACUUCCACACACAGACAGAGCCUGUUGACCUGUCAAUCAACAAACCCCGACCCUCCUCUUCAUCCGCCAUCCCCACCAGCACAUUCUCAUCAUCAUCCCCUCUCAGAUCCGCCUUCUCCCCAUCAUCUUUAUCUUCGUCAUCUUCCUCCUCCUCCUCCUCUCCAUCUGUUAUCACCUCAGCCUCAUCGGUGCUCACACCAGGCCCCCUGGUCGCCCCCGGCACCGGGGCGAGAGGUCAGCCGUAUUUGCACAUCCUGCACUCUGUGCCGCCGCCUCCAUCCAGUCCUCUAAGCCUGCAGGGAGCAGGAAAGCUGGCUAGCCAUGUUCACCGCAUCCCAGUUGUGGUACAGUCACUGCCCCUCAUGUACACCACUGCCGUUCGAUCACCCUCGAGCCUCAACAACACCAUCAUGCUACCUCUGCUGGAUGAGGCCGCAAGCCAGGGCAAAGCACACACAGACCCCAACGGCCUGUCGCCAAGACAGAUCAAAAGUGACAGCGAUGACGACGACCUGCCAAACGUGACCUUGGACAGUGUUAAUGAGACGGGCUCCACUGCUCUGUCUAUAGCCCGCGCCGUACAAGAUUCCAUGUCUCCGUUCAGUAUUGACAACAUACGGCGCCCACGGAGGUCAGAGUCACCAGAUUCCAAAAAGAGAAGAAUCCACAGAUGUGACUUUGAGGGCUGCAAUAAGGUGUACACCAAAAGUUCCCAUUUAAAAGCACACAGGAGGACGCAUACAGGGGAAAAGCCAUAUAAAUGUACCUGGGACGGCUGCACGUGGAAGUUUGCCCGCUCUGAUGAGCUGACGAGGCACUACAGAAAACACACGGGGGUCAAGCCUUUCAAGUGUGCAGACUGUGACCGCAGCUUCUCCAGAUCUGACCACUUGGCCCUGCACCGACGGAGACACAUGCUGGUGUGAAUCAAGAUGGUGAGAGAUAAAGAGAGAUCAGUGGAACACACGCACACACACACACACACACAGACACACACACAUCCACCCACAGGCAGCCGUGGGAGCAGGAUCUCCCUAUGAAUGUUUUUCAGCUGGCCUGGACAUGUGCACGCACACGUAUAAACACACACACAUACAUACACAAACACACUUUCUCUCUCUCUUAUCCAUUAAAAGAAGAAAAGAUUGAGAGGUGCACAAGCUUGAGGAGCACAAAACAGGGUCACUUCUGGAUCCUCUUUGGGUUGGAAGGAAGAGAUGGCAGGAUCUUUUAUUGUCAUUGUUUGGAAUUUAAUAGGAACUGUCUUUUACAGCACUGUUCAUAAAUGUUUCACUUUGAUUUCAAGAUAAACUCACACUUUUUGUUUAGACAAAAAACAAACAAUGCAAUCACAACUCUCUCGUUUUGGUAUCUUUCUUUUCAUCACUGUUCAAACGGCUGCUUUUCCAGCAUUCAUAAUGUGAAAGACCCCCUUUGUAUGGAAUGGAUAUUCUGUGUGAGCAGAAUGCAGUUAACAUCUGGAUCACAGGAAAAGACUUGGGCCAGUUUGGAGUUACAGGCUGUAUUGAUUCGCCAUGCCUCCCUGUGAGUCCGAUUUAGGACCAGCAGAGGGCGCUGUCGCCUCACAGAUGGGUUUUCUUUGCCAGCUGGAGUCUGCUGUCAUUUCAGAGGCAUCCCAUAGAGACGCUAAAGGAGGGCCUGGCUUUCACUUAUUCUCAUUGCCAGCAAACGACACAACUCAAAUAGCCGCAACUUGAGCGGAUCAACCUCAUCAAAGCUUUCACUGUUUCAGAUACUCACUGCUUUAUUUCAAACCAUAGAAACUGAACGUGCAUAUCAUCACACCAGCAGAGAAACACACCAUUUCUGACCCAGUCACAGGGCUGAACAACCCCAAAUCUCAUCAGUGCUAUUCUUUAUGUUGAGCCUCUUGAAAGCAUUUUCUACAAAAAAAAGAAAAAGGAAAAAAAAAAAUCUUUGGUGGAUUUUGUGCCGUGAUUAGCAAUCAGUAAAGUGCAAUCUUAAAGGAUAAAUAUACUUUCAGUAUAACAGCAUUUUGUUUAUUGAAUCUUGCUUUUUUAUGCCUGCUUAUUGCUUAUGGUUAACUCAGAAAAAUACAACCCCUCAUGUACAGUGAACUUUAAAACAAUCAGAGUGGAUUUCCAGUAUGUGAAAAAAAAAUAAUAGAGGCACCUUAUAGACUCAUGCUUUCAUUCUGUCUCGGUCUAUCUGUUUGUAUUAUUCAGCUCUGUUUCUCAGCUGUGUUUCACAGUGAAAGGAAAUUUGUGUUGUGGUUUUGCACAGCAGCACUUGACCAUAAGCUGAUAAUGACACCGGCUGCAAUGUUACAGGGAUAACAUGGUACCUGAAGUACAAAACAGAUGAACAAUACUUUCUAAAAAUGUGAUAAGAAGGACCAUCAGCCUCCUCUUUGUUCUGUUUGCUGAUGUCAGUAUCUGAGGAGAGGUUUCUAUCUGGGCCAACUCCUUACUCUGUACCAUGACUCCCCUCUUUUACUGAUUGGUUUGUAAGUCCAACAUGAAGCCCUAAUCUGAUGUGUCUCAGUUAGUGAUUUGCUCCACAUUAUUUUAUUUGAUUUUGUUUCACUUAAAUACAGAAAGUAACUUGAAAUGACAUCUGAUUUACCUGAGAUUUGGUUAUAUAAAAUGCUCAAAAUGGAGGAAACACAUGUACAUGCAUAGUACAUACAGUAUAUAAAAUAUUCGCACAUGCACAUACAGAAAUACAUUUUGUAUGUGCAGUAGGCUACGUUUUAAAUUCAUUUACAGGCAGAGGUAUCCUUUAGAGAACAUCAGACAUAAACCCAGAGUAUCAGGCCAACCCAUAUUAUUUGAUAGUGCUGCUAAAUGUAUUUAUUGGACCGAAGCCAGUAAAAGGAAAUGGCAACCUUUUUGAUAAUAGCACCUUGAAAACCAUACACUUAGACACAUCACAUGCACUCGCACACAUUACACGCACCUGUACACUUGUAGUCAGCAUCCUCACUUUCAGUAAAUAGCCAAAUCCAGGAAGUCAUUCCCACACAUGCACCCAAUAUAUGUGAUAACCUGUCAACGCAACAAAAAAAAAAAUGAUAAUGUUAUGUUAUCAUUAUUUAUGUAUAUUGUUUGUGUACAAUGUCAUUAUGCCCAGUUGUAUUACUAUUUUGGCAAAAGCAUAUCAGCACCUUGUUUGUUUAUUAGUAUGAUUUUCAAAUUAUUUUAUUUCAGAUGUCAAUUUAUAAGCAAAUAAUCAUCAUCAUAUUUUAUCAUCAAUAUAAUGUAUAGGAACAUUUUAUGAUUGAGGGGCACUUGGUCAUUGCAUAUAACUUUUUCUGUAAAAAGGAUCUUUUGAAAUGUUGUAAUAUAUGUGAUGUGAAGAAAAAAACUUAUUAAAAAGUUCUACAGCCUGUAUAUACAUUGGAAAAAUAGGGCUUUUGAUUAGUAGAUGCAGGAAAUACAUUUAUACAUGUAAAGUCUUUUUCAGAGACUGUAAUUUAUCUAAUUUGAUAUACAGUGAAAUGGGGCUAAUGGUAUUCAUCAUGUAAAUGAUCAUGUGUGGUGUUAUGUAACAGUUUGCUUGCAGUUUUUCUUUACUUUUUUUUUUUCUUUUUGGUUUGUGGUUAAACUAAGUUCACAGUCAACUCAUUUUUAUUCCCAAGGCUGAACCAGUGUUUGCUAUAAUCAACCAAUUAUUUAUUUACACUGACUGUAUUAAGGUACUCAAUUCUCUGUGUUGCUAUUUUGCUGCACCGGGACAAGAAAUUCUAAUGAUCAAGCACAUAUCAACAAGACAUGUACUCUCGUAUUCAGUAUCUAUGAUGUUGCAUGCCUUAAUACACCAGUUUAAAAAAAAAAUCCAUUUGAUUUGAAGAUGGUGUCUCCACAGGACAGGGUGCAUUGUAUUUCCCUUCAGCGUCUCUUUCUUCAUUUUAAAGCAUAAUUUUGUAACGGUAACCAGGGUCAAAGUUAUGCAAUAAUAAUGAAUAGUGCCUCAUAUCACAAACUUGUAAUAUAAACUGCUCUGUGCAGAGUUUCAAUUUCAAAGUGUGCGCUCAAAUUAAUCAAUUUCAAAUUGAAAAAAAUCAUACAUUUUGGAAAAAGCACGUUAUGCAAGUCGGACCUCUAAUGUUUAACUUUGUUUUCGCACUGAGCCUUAUGCCAUUGUGUCAAAUACAGCAUCUGCCCAUAACACUUUCACAAGCUGUUUAUAGCACACAUUAUUACUUUGCUUGCAAUAAGUGAUUUCCUCUAAGGGGAACAAAACUGAGUUAUGAAGGCCUCUUGAUGUUUCCACUUCAGCACAUGAAUUCAACAUUGUGAUUCCAUGGAAGAUAAUGAAGACUCUUAGUCACAGGACAAAAUCCUGUGAAUGGAAUUCCAGCUAUAGAAUGAUGCUUUUGUUUAUGAAGAUCAAUAUCAAUUUUACUUUUGUGUAACACCUGCUUUUGAUUUCCUGGUUUUGAAAUUUUAAGUAGUGAAGCCAAUGCCUAUGUUUCAAGUUUUGCUGAUAUUACGUACAGUAAUUGUUGUUCUUGUAUUUAUGUAAAGUGAGUGUAGUGUAAAUUUAUUCAGAUUUUUUCAUUCUUACUGAAAAAAUUGUGAUAUUGUUCAGCAUUGCUUCAAAAGGGACGAUUCUACUCAUGGAAUUCCACAUCUGUAAAAGAAAUUUUUAUUCCUGAUAUUUUUCAAAACUACAAGAACAGGUGUCCUUUUUUCUGUUAUGCUUCUUUCCUCCGAGAGUUGUUUAAGUAUCCAGUCAGUGUUUUGCUUUUUUCUCUGUAUUUUUCAUAUGGAUGGAGCUGUGAAAUUAAAAUAAGUUCAAACAUAUACAUGUAUAUUAAUAUGAAUGGAGGCAUGAAGGUUAAUAAAGUUGCAUUUUGUAUGUAA